Molecule: messenger RNA, 1023 nt
Organism: Penicillium soppii
Lineage: Eukaryota; Fungi; Ascomycota; Eurotiomycetes; Eurotiales; Aspergillaceae
Product: EVE domain-containing protein
Exons: 6
Coding region: 1-1023 (340 amino acids)
Biological process (GO): regulation of DNA-templated transcription
Cellular component (GO): chromatin; nucleus
Molecular function (GO): DNA binding
Source: RefSeq, a predicted model, not a curated record
AUGCCUCCCAAGCGCAAGUCUGAACGCGCACUGAGCGCAAACGACUCAAUUGCAACGCCCUCAAAAAGGCUGCGCAACGAUGUUGCGGCAACCCCAACUUCCGCAGCUCCAGUUUCUGUGCUUGAAGCAACUCCCCAAACAGACGAGAAGAGGGGUCGUGGACGACCACGUAAAAUCCCUGAAAGCGCAACCCCCAAGCCUGCUGCUUCUGAUGGUCCUAAGCGUGGUCGUGGUCGCCCCCGCAAAACUGCUACAGUGACAGAAUCCGACGUCGUUACUCCCGCUAGUGCCAAAAGAGGCCGUGGACGUCCCCGCAAGGAGCCAGGAACAGUCUCUGCUACACCCGCAACCCCUCAGAUCAAGAAAAAAGACGGCCGAGGAAGACCUCGCAAGAACCCUCUGCCGAAUGGACCAGUCGAAUCAGAGUCGAAGACACCAGUGAAGGCUGUUCUUGCAGCUGAUGACAUUAAAACCAACCGGUCCUUUUGGCUGAUGAAGGCAGAGCCUGAGUCGCGCAUGGAGAAGGGAAAGGAUGUGAAGUUCUCUAUUGAUGACUUGGCUGCUGCAGAUUCACCAGAGCCUUGGGAUGGCGUACGCAACCAUGUUGCCAAAAAUCUCAUGCGGGCGAUGAAGAAAGGAGACUAUGCAUUCUUCUACCACUCAAACUGCAAGGUCCCCGGUAUUGUUGGAGUAAUGGAAAUUGUCCAGGAGCACUCCGUUGAUGAAUCUGCCUUCGACUCCAACCAUCCAUACUACGAUCCCAAGUCCAAGCGCGAUGACCCGAAGUGGGUUGUCGUGCACGUUGAAUAUCGCCGCAAACUUAAGAAGCAGGUUACCCUACAGGAUCUCAAGUCUCAUAGCCAGGCUGGAAAGCCACUCGAGGACUUGCAGAUGAUCAAGCAGGGCCGUCUCAGCGUUUCUUCCGUGACCCCAGCACAAUGGCGAUACAUUCUUGAGUUGGUAGGCGAGAAGCCCCAGGAGGAGUUCACCAAGCUGGAAUCUAGUGACGCGAAGGAGGUAUGA